Messenger RNA from Alnus glutinosa, 696 nucleotides. RefSeq lists its product as uncharacterized. The transcript is spliced from 3 exons. The coding region runs from base 206 to 559 and encodes 117 amino acids. Gene Ontology annotation, cellular component: endomembrane system. The record is from RefSeq and is a predicted model, not a curated record. Lineage: Eukaryota; Viridiplantae; Streptophyta; Magnoliopsida; Fagales; Betulaceae.
AACGGCUGGGAUUAGCGCUGUGACCACCAAAAAGUCACAGACGACUUCCCUAUCGACUUUGUUCCAUCCCUGUGCACCGGGCAAGCUUUGCGGUUCCGAACUCUGAUCCCCCUCUCCCACCCGUAAAGCUCAUCCCCUGCGGCCUACUCUUCACGGUGUUUGUUUACGCAUCCCUAGGAUUGAUUAAGAGUUGAUUUUGAUUGAUAUGGCAUCUAGACGCAAUGUUCAUUACAGCCCUCUUCCUGCUGAUGAAGAUGAUUAUGAUGGUAUUGCAAGAAGACAAUAUGACCCUCGGUUUGACUAUACACCCAAAUCCUUUGACAAAAUCCCAUGGAAGUCCAUUACCCUUGCACUUUUCCUCCUAUUUUUUGGAUCAUUGCUUCUUUUUCUUUCGUAUUUCAUCUUCACUGGUCACAUGGGAGGAGACCGAUCCCAAGCGUAUGGCCUUUUGGCACUAGGAGUUCUCUCCUUCCUCCCAGGCUUUUACGAGACUCGAGUCGCAUAUUACGCAUGGAGGGGUGCCAAUGGAUAUCGUUUCGCUUCCAUUCCUGAUUAUUAGUGCAUGUGUCUUUGUAAUAAUGUUCCUUAUGUAGGUGUAUGAAUGCCAUUUUGAGUCCAAGGGUGUUGUUUGACACACUGACAAAAACCUGUUGUAUAGAACGACGUGCAUUAUGUAAUCUGGUUUUUAUUUCGACA